Messenger RNA from Thunnus maccoyii (southern bluefin tuna), 1389 nucleotides. RefSeq names its product histamine N-methyltransferase A-like. Gene Ontology annotation, molecular function: N-methyltransferase activity. The transcript is spliced from 8 exons. The coding region runs from base 317 to 1189 and encodes 290 amino acids. The record is from RefSeq and is a predicted model, not a curated record. NCBI's taxonomy places the organism in Eukaryota, Metazoa, Chordata, Actinopteri, Scombriformes, Scombridae.
AUCACAAAUGUCAACCUUAUUGUGGCACCAUGAAUUUCUUUACAGAAUUUCAAGUAGAUGUUGAGAUAUUUCACAGGAAAAGGGAAAACUUUGACCUGCUAGUGGUGAUAUAGGAAAGGGUCAAGGGAUCCACCAGAUCACCAGAGUCACUAGGAUUCAUCCUCUGGAGACCAUGAAUUUACGCAACAAAAGCUCAUGGGAAGGGAGCCAGCCAGCCAGUGGGAGGGGAGAGUAAUUCAACUCAACAGUAAUUCAAGAGUGGGAGAGCAAUAAUCAACUCUUUGCUGUUACUCUCAAGAUAUUCAAGGAAUCAGUCAUGGCUGCAGAAGUAAAGCAGACUUGUUAUGAAGGCAGUUCUGUCCAAAGCUUUCAGUUCUACCUUGAGCAUUCGGGGGAGCACAAGGCCAUUCUCCACUGGGUUCAAAAAAUCCUGCCAGGAGAAUUUAAAAGAAUUGGAGCAGGUAAAAGCAGCCUGGAUGUUCUUGGUGUUGGAAGUGGUGGAGGGGAGUUGGAUGUCCAGAUGUUCUCUCUCCUGCAGUCUACAUUCUCUGCUGUUCCCAUCUCUGCUGACAUUGUGGAGGGCAGCACUGAACUCGUGGACAACUUCAAAGCAUUGGUAGCAAAGACUGCCAACCUUCAGAAGAUCCCAUUUGUUUGGCAUAUCAUGAAAAGUGAGGAGUAUGAGAAGCAAGUCAAAGCAAAGGGAGACAUGAAGAGAUUUGACUUCAUAAACAUGAUUCAGAUGCUCUACUAUGUGGAUGACCUCGCAGAAACAAUCAAGUUCUACCGCAGCCUACUGAAAAACAACGGCAAGCUUAUGAUCAUCAUUGAAACAGGCAAAGCUGGCUGGGACACACUGUGGAGCGCUUACAAGAAGGAGCUCUGCGUUGAUGCCAUCACGGAGUACCGCUCAUCAGAAGAUGUUGUAGCCUGCCUGAAAAAACAAGGCCUGAAAUAUGAGGAGCAUGUCAUUCCCAACACCUUUGACAUCACUGAGUGCUUCAAUCCAAGCAGCAAGACUGGCGAACGUCUGCUAAAUUUCAUGACAGCGAAUGACCACUUCUACCAGUCCUUCACCCCAGAGAUCAGAGCAGGCAUCUUAGACCUUCUCAGAAACAAGUGCAGCACUGAAAAAAAUGGCAAGAUAUUAUUUAACAGUAAUCUUAGCUGCAUACUUGUUUACGCUUGAGCAUGUCCAAUGGAAAAAUAUUCAUACAUUUUCAUUUCUCUUCUUAAAUUCAUGUAAAUAUUUGAUCAAAAGUACAGUGUAUUUGCCUGUGGCUUGGAUUAGAUUUACCAUUUGAAGUGGUUUUCUGUAUCUUUAGUCAACUUUAGUAUUCAACAGACUCAGUUACUUUGUAUGUUGACCAAAAUUAUGAAUAAAAAUAA